Molecule: messenger RNA, 1334 nt
Organism: Papilio xuthus (Asian swallowtail)
Lineage: Eukaryota; Metazoa; Arthropoda; Insecta; Lepidoptera; Papilionidae
Exons: 3
Coding region: 36-1334 (432 amino acids)
Source: RefSeq, a predicted model, not a curated record
GUCGUCAGUUAUAAUGGAUUUUAUUUACCUCUGUUAUGUUUUUUAUGUUUUACAUUUUAGUUACAAUGAAUUCAUAUAUGUUGGAUAUAAAUUGCGCAAUAAUACAAAACAGUGAUGUAACUAAUUGGGUAUUUAAUACAAAGAAAGUUGAAUCAUCAAAUCGACAAAGCGACACGUCUGACCAUACUGCCCAAACUGUAAGUUAUCAAGAAUAUUUUCGAAAUUCAAAAAGAAGCAACAAAACUUACAAUUUAAAAUCUAACAUUUUCGAUAAAAUGCUGUCAGACGAAAUGUUAAUUAUACAACAGAAUUUGCAUAGAAAAGACAUAAACCAAAUUCCUUCUGUAUACAUUUCUACAGCGAAUAAUGCUCCGACGCCUACACUUGAGGUUAAACAAAAAUGGUCAGUCAUGAAUUUUCUAUCUAAUACAUUAAAUGAGUCUUAUCAUACAGAUGGUACACAAAAUGAAACAACUAAUAAAAUUAAUAAAAUCAAUAAAGAAGGUAGUGACAACAAACAAAUAUGUUAUAACAAUUCUAGAAAUAAAAUUGUUGAACUUCGUAGUUUAAAUGAAUCACCGGAUAUUACAUCAGAAUAUUUAGAGAAUGGAAGAAUAUGUACAUGUAUGAAUACAAAUACAUAUACAAGAUGCAAUCAUAAAUGUACAGGUCCUAUUCAAGAACAUAUAACACAUAGUAACACCGACCAUCUUUGCUCCAGAACUAUAACAAGAAGUAAAGACACACAACCAAAUAUACCAUUUUUUAUUACUACAGAAAUGUAUAAUUUUUAUACAGUAACACCAUACCCUAUAUAUUAUACAUGGAUAGAUGAUAUAAAAAAGAAAAAAUCUAAACAUAGAAAGAAUAAAAAACCCGAACAUCUACAUAGUAUAUAUUAUGAUAACAGUGAAGAAAAUAAUAGUCUUGAAAAUACUGAUUUUGAUGAUGAUAUUAUUGAAAAAAUUAAACACAAAAUAAAUCCAGAUAAAGAUGAAGAUAAAGGGAAGUCAUCUGAAGGAAAAAAUGUAGUUAUUAAUGUAGAAUAUGAAGAUAAAGAAACACUAAACAACGAGAAGAGCGAUGAUGGUGGAAUAAACGAUAUACUUGAGCAAGGAGAAAUACAAAUUUCUGAUAAAGAUAAAUUCACUAAUCAAAUUGUUAGUGAUUUGAAAAAGUAUUACAAUGAUGUGGUGAUAAAAGAUUGUUACUAUGUAUCGGAGCAAGAGAGCGAAGUGUUCUGCGGCUGUUGUGCAUGUUCUUCCCUGCUCGGAUCAUCGCUCGGUGGAGUCGAGGCAGGCGGGGAGAUGCACGACAUCCGCGCACUGGCUUGA